This is a messenger RNA of Paraphaeosphaeria sporulosa, 2847 nucleotides long. RefSeq lists its product as uncharacterized. The record is from RefSeq and is a predicted model, not a curated record. Bases 195 to 2732 code for a protein of 845 amino acids. NCBI's taxonomy places the organism in Eukaryota, Fungi, Ascomycota, Dothideomycetes, Pleosporales, Didymosphaeriaceae. The transcript is spliced from 5 exons.
CGACGCGUAUCGUCCUACGGUACAUUUUGACAACUCACUCGUAACCGAGCUUUACUAUUCGUUUGCGUCGUCGACCUUCCACCCUUUUCUACAAACGCCAAAAACUUGCUCACAUACCCCACGCAGCGGGAAUACUCCGCCUUCACCAAACGUAGCGUUUCCACAGGGAACCCACAGAUUCGGCUUAUAAGACCAUGGCCGCUGCCCUCGAAUGUUUCUACCAGCAUUCGGACUCGCCCGUCUACCCAUCUCUGGAAAAUAACCAAGACCUCUUCUCUGGGUUUACAGGCCCCAGACUCGGCCCGACUCCCACACUUGUUUCGCCUUUCGAGACGCCAGACGGAUCAGACAUGACAGACGUAGAUACACGGAGUGAGGGCUCGGUAUACGGCAAUAUGAAGAUCGAGGGUCGCGAGAAUGUCGUCGAGGAAACAUCUGGCAACCAUUCAACAGCCUCCCGCUCUUUCCAUCGUUCUGCAACAUCUGAUAACGUUGAUACCGGAUCUUCAGCAGACGCUUCUCAAGUUACUGGAGCACAGGAUAAAUCUUUGGGCGUAAAUGCUGUCACUUCUAAUCACAAUGUGAACAAGGGUGCAAUUGGGGGAGCGAUCGUCACCACCCUGCUGCUGAACUCCGAGGAGACUCUCGACAGUAGUCGUUCUUAUGUCAAGGAACCAGUAAAUGGCUCGAUCGAGUCUCGAUCGCUCGAUGACUGUGAGCCGACCGAGCCUUCCUACGACAGCGUACCGGGAAUCGACAGCCAGUUCAAUAAUCAAAAUGAAGUCUUGGCUUCGGGUGAGAGCGUCGAGUUUAAAGACGUUGCGAAGAAGCAGGAUCCCAUGGUAGAAGAAGACUCUGCUGGCGAGGAUGCGGUUGUUCGCACGUCACUUCAAACUACUACAUCGUUGCUUGGAAAGACGCCUCGAUCGGGGGAGUUUUACGGUGACAUGGACGGCCAUCACCAGAAUGCAAGACACGCGUACGAGUCCCGAACCACGCUUGAACCUUCUGCAGAGACCAUGACGCCGAGUCAAGGUAUCCAUGCAUCAAAGUACUCUCCGACGGCACCGCAGCAUAACCGAAUGCCCCACGCAGGCCCUUUUGUGCAAAGGUUUGAGCACUUACCUCGCGCUCCGCGUAGAAUGCAAUUUGGAAACCAGCCGCAACAUGAUCGGACUGAUCCUAGGGAUGAUCCUCGCAUGGUGCAGGCUCAACUACGGAAGGUUGAACAGACCCUGGAUGACGAGCGAAAGGCCCACAAGGUUGAGCUUGAUCGAACUGAAGGCCGCGCGCGAGACCGUUAUGAGAAAGCGCUUCAGCAGAUUACGAGCGAAAUUCUAGGUCAACGUGCGGCUCUGAUUCAACAGACCGUACAUCUAAAGGAGUACGAACUGAGUCUGAAUACUCGGGAAGCUCUGAAUCGAAAGAUUGAGCAUCUUCUUGCCGUUGGUCAGAAGCAGUCUGCCGGCGCAGAAGCAGACGCGCAGGACUUGGAUACGUUCAUCAACGUCAACGAAGAAAUUGUCCGUGAGAAAGUUAUCUAUGAGAUCCGUCGUCAUGAUCGUCAAGUCGAUGCUCAACUCGCUAUCAAGAGGGAGAAGCUGAACCACCGCGAGGCCACCAUCGACAUGCGCGAGAAAGCAUACUCCACCAUGUACAAGACACAAGUGGCCGAUAAACUUCAAUUAGAUAUUCGUGCCGAACUAGAGCAAGCAAUACUUGCUCGGGAGAGCUCCGAGUAUGAGCGUGGCCUCGCAAAGGGGAAGGCUUUGGGGCACGCGGAAGGCAACGAGGAACUGCGGCAGCUUUGGUACGACAAAGGUUUCGCUGCUUGCCACAACAUGAUUGAUCGCAUGAAGCGGUUCCAAGCCGGCUUGUUGGCUCACGAUAGCCCUGAACUUUCCUUUUUGUUCGAUCAGAGUCAUCCGGACAACCCGUUCCUGCGUGGCCUGCAGAUUGGCCGCCGCGAUGUAGCAGCGUCGUUGAAGCCAUCUUCUGCACUGGAUGGUGCCGCAGACCAGACCACGCGAGUCCAACCAGGUGCUGGCUUUCCUGCAUCAGCCCGCGACUCGCAGCCCCCCGGCCUUGCUGCCCGUCACGAUUAUACCACCGCGAACGGCAAUGCAGACGAUAUGCCUGAACUAUCUCAUCCAUAUGCGCACCUCAGCGGACGAACCAACAGCCAGGAGAUCGGACUCGAGAACGGAGUCAGCGACGCCCGGUCUGCCCCUGAGCACUAUGGCGGCCCGGAUCGCGGCCUGCCAAAUGUCUUCGGAAUGUCCUCAAAAUCUGAUCCACAUGCCUUUGCGUACACUAACGGCAAUGAUAACAUCGGCACCAAUGGCCAUACCAAUGGAGCGAACGGAUGUCGCCCACCUCCUAAUGCCCUUCAGAACGGCGUCGAUCUUUACAGUACGCCUGCUUCUCGCGCCGACCUCAGCCCUCAAGCAGACCCUUCUUUCGGCGUCCCCAUGUACGGCCCAAGGAGGGCGCCUCGUCUUCUCUAUCCCUCCCUCUAUUCUCAGCCGCCGCAGACUCCAACGACCAACGGCGCCGUCACGAAUGUCACCGCCCCGACCGGUGAUUGCGGAACCAGCAGCGCUGGCCGGCCGCACGUCAAUGUGCCCACCUUUCUGUCCGGCAAGCGUCUGCUUACCUACGGUCGGGUGGAGGGCGAGGAUGAGAGGGUGCACAAAGCUGAUACACAGGUCGAUUUGAUUGAUCUGUACUAGAAGCGAGACUGGCAAGCCAUGGUCGCUACAGAAACUAGCAGCUUCGGUUGUAGUCAAAUCGAGCACACCAAUGGCUUGCUCUAAUCCCUUUGUCGCCUUUGCCCGCGUGAAGGCA